CGGAUGCUGUUCAAGCUCAAGACGAACUGAGUCAAUCCGACGUAACUUAGGACCUACUUAAACAAGUCACGGACUCUUCGAGCACCCUGUGCCCUCCCAACAUCGCACAUCCGAACCAAUGCCGCCUGAAAGAUCUCCCAAAAAGCAGUCUCCUAGCACCCCUAGCACCCCUAGGAAAGCGCGAACUCAUGGAUCUGGGGCGACUACUGAGCUAUCGAGCCCUAAGAGCCCAACCAAGACUCAGAUCAAGAACAAGUGGUUAAAGUGGUGUGCGGAUAACAGAUGGGAUCCAGCCACCGACCUAGGUUAUAAACAGAAGAUAGGUACUCAGGAAGUGCAUAGGAGCGAUGCAAUGUCAUAUUUCUGCUUGAAGGACUACGAGAUCAACACGGUCCCUUUCAUCACAUUUGAGAACCAGUACAACGAAAAUGCUCCAGGUCGUUCCUAUAACCUUUCAAAUCUGCGUACCCUCGUCUCCCGGAAGUCCGCAUAUUUGGCGGGACUCAACGACGAUUUCGAUCUCAAAAAUAAUGAAGUUGAGCUCCUCAGAGCAGGAUGGAAUCUUUUUCAGAAAGAGAAUGAGAAGCGUGAAGAGCGCUCAAAGGCGAAAGGAAGAACUCGCAAGGCACUCAAGAUUGGGGAGAUCUUUCAGCGUCGACAAUCAAACACAGAUGAUGAAGGUUAUGAGAUCAUCGAGCGACCUUUUGGCUCGUGGACGACUAGGGUGUAUGAACGCGGCGAAUACAUUGGAGAUUGGCUGAAUUUCCAAUUCGAUCCUGAUGCGAACGAGUACGAGGAUCUGUAUAAGAGCUUCAAGCGAUUCCGACCUCGGAAUGCUAACUGGGUUUGGAGGUAGUGGGUAGCCGCGGCAUCUGAAUUUUGGAGCAGUUAUGAUUUAUUGAAGAGUUUCGGAAGUCAUGAGGCUUACUUUGGACAUACAAGGUCUGUCGGAUUUUGAAUGCGGUCCAUGCUACGAGCAGCCCACGCCAGCCUCCCGCUGAUCUUUAUUUCCAUAUGAGUCACUGCGUUUCACUUCUGUUUGGGGGCUCGUGGUAUCUACAUACACGGUCCCUGAUGUCUUUUCUCUCUACGAUAUUUCACAUACAGGUUGGAGUUUUUCUGUUUUUCUCAGCUACCCUUGCCACUUUCCCAUUUGUUCGUCUUUUUUCUUUCUCUUUCUUCAGAUCUUUGUGUCAGUUUUUUUCUCUCUUAUAUGUAACACCAGUGUUGGCUUGAGCUUGGGUUCCCUCCAGGGUCCCUUGCGAAAGAACACAGCUGAUUUGUAAUCCUGUAAUCUAUAGUGUACCCUCUGUACCUCUAUGUAUAGCAACAUCUUAUCAUCUUAUAAUCAC
Molecule: messenger RNA, 1352 nt
Organism: Lentinula edodes (shiitake mushroom)
Lineage: Eukaryota; Fungi; Basidiomycota; Agaricomycetes; Agaricales; Omphalotaceae
Exons: 3
Coding region: 119-856 (245 amino acids)
Source: RefSeq, a predicted model, not a curated record